Lasiodiplodia theobromae is the source of this 846-nucleotide messenger RNA. RefSeq names its product RNA methylase family. Gene Ontology annotation, cellular component: nucleus. NCBI's taxonomy places the organism in Eukaryota, Fungi, Ascomycota, Dothideomycetes, Botryosphaeriales, Botryosphaeriaceae. The transcript has 5 exons. The record is from RefSeq and is a predicted model, not a curated record. Gene Ontology annotation, molecular function: RNA cap trimethylguanosine synthase activity. The coding region runs from base 1 to 846 and encodes 281 amino acids. Gene Ontology annotation, biological process: 7-methylguanosine cap hypermethylation; 7-methylguanosine RNA capping.
AUGUCAGGUGUUGGUGCCUUUCUGAAGGCGUUCGACUUGGAAACCCCCGAACAGCGCGCUGCCGCUGCAUCGGCUGCCGAGAUCCAUCAGGCGGCGACAAGCAGCAGCACAUUGUCGAGUCGCCAAGACACGCAGACUUUAGACGCCGAAAAGCAGAAAAUACACCACUACGAUGAAUUCGACCAGGUGCCUGGAAAUAUCCAAAAGUAUUGGGACCAGCGCUAUGACAUCUGGUAUAAGUACGACGAAGGCGUUUGGAUGACCGAUGAUGCAUGGUUCGGCGUCACACCCGAGCCAGUUGCAUGCAGAAUCGCCGAGCAGGUCGCAAGUGCAGCUCCGGCCAGCAAGACCGCCAUUAUUGAUGCCUUCGCCGGUGCUGGUGGCAAUGCCAUCGCCUUUGCUAGGAGUGGUCGUUGGGAGAGAAUAUUCGCCUUCGAGAAAGACCCGGAUGUUCUUAAAUGUGCCAAGCACAACGCUGAGGUGUACGGCGUCGCCAACAAGAUCUGGUGGGUUGAGGGUGAUUGCUUCGAGAUCAUGAAGAAACGCUUUCCCUCCUUUGAUGAGAGCAUGGUGGUCUUUGCAAGCCCUCCGUGGGGUGGUCCGACAUACCGGGGAGACAAUGUCUUCAGUCUCAAGACUAUGCAACCUUAUAACCUCAAUAAGCUGUAUAAGAGCUUCACUAAGGUCGCGAAGGAGGUUGUUCUGUAUCUCCCGCGUACCUCUGACCUGAAUCAGCUUGCAAAGUAUGUGCCUGAGGGCCAGAAAAUUCAGGUCGCACACUAUUGCGUGUGGGGCGCCAGCAAGGCCCUCUGCGCGUUCUACGGUGAUUUUGGCGUGCUUUCCUAG